CGACUGUGUUACGAUCCCAAAUCUUCACUCCCGACGAAAUCUAGAAUCCAAUGAGCAAUCUCGACUGACGCCUGCUUCACCAGAUUAUGGCGACGCCGGCGGGCCUCCUUCUCGCCUCGCCGCCGGUGAUAUCAGGUGUCGCGGCGAUGGCGGCGUGCGCCGCAAUGGCAGUAUUCUACGUCGCUGUCCUCUAUGCCCCGACGGUCAUCCUCCGGUUCCCACCCCCAACCUCACUCCGCACCUUCCUCCACCGUCGCUUCGCCUGUGCCGCCGUCGCAUCCGCCGCCUCCGUCCUUGCCACUGCGUCCCUCCUCCGAGUCUGGAGCCUCAGCGACUUCGCUGAUAUGUUUGCUGUGUUCGGCAUUAGGAAGGAUCACUUGAUUCAGGCCGUGGCUAUUCCACUUCUCCUGACAUCCCUAGUGUAUGCUGGGUCAUUCGUCGCUAGAGUGUGGCUCCUAGUGAGCUCGUGGGGCGGUGGCGAUGAGGUGGAGAUAGGCUGCGCACAGAGGCUUGCACAAUGGAUCCAAGCUGCUGUUGCGGAUGUUAUGGUUUGGCGGAACUAUGUAGUGGCACCAUUUACUGAGGAGCUGGUUUUCAGGGCAUGCAUGAUACCUCUUCUGCUCUGUGGGGGAUUCAAAAUGUCUACAAUUAUAUUUCUGAGUCCAAUCUUCUUCAGUCUAGCGCACUUGAACCAUUUUUUCGAACUACACCAGCAGGGAUGUAACUUUAUGAGAGCGCUAUUGAUUGUAGGUGUCCAGUUAGGCUACACUGUCAUUUUUGGGUGGUAUGCAACAUUCUUGUUAAUCCGAACAGGGAAUCUGUUAUGUCCAAUUAUUGCUCACGUCUUCUGUAAUAUGAUGGGUUUACCUGUUUUCUCGUCACCACGAACAAAAGGAGCGGCAUUGGUAGCGUUUCUGGCUGGUUCAAUAGCCUUCUUUUGGCUGCUUUUCCCUGCAACAAGUCCUGAACUGUACAACAGCAGUUUUGAUCGCUGCAGUUGCUGGCAUGGCUUUUGCAAUUGGAAAUAACAUAGAACUAGAUUGGAAAGCAAUGGGUCCUAACUUGAAGCUACUAACAAUUGAAACCUCCAGGCCCUAGCUGACACUUCUGACGGAUUUUCUAUUUGCAGAAACUCCAUAUGAAUGUCUUAAAACGUUUUGUAGAAAUGUGUCCCUUGUUUUAGCUUAAGACUCAAGAGCUUAAACUAGCAAAAGAUUGUAUUUUGCCACUUGUUAAAUACGUGCUGAUCAUGAAAUCGCUGUCAAUCCCUUCUCAAAGUGGAAUUUGACUUUGUUG
Messenger RNA from Zea mays, 1296 nucleotides. Its product is annotated as CAAX prenyl protease 2. Gene Ontology annotation, cellular component: endoplasmic reticulum membrane. The record is from RefSeq and is marked provisional. Gene Ontology annotation, biological process: CAAX-box protein processing. Lineage: Eukaryota; Viridiplantae; Streptophyta; Magnoliopsida; Poales; Poaceae. Gene Ontology annotation, molecular function: metalloendopeptidase activity. The coding region runs from base 87 to 1028 and encodes 313 amino acids. The transcript is spliced from 8 exons.